UCAGAGAGGAGCUGGUGUCUUCUUUGGGAGCGUUUACAUCAGCAUCGUGUGAGGAAAAAGAAAACCCCUGCCACCACAGAUGUAGCCAUCCAUUGAGGAAAAUGCACAGGGCAGAUGGAGGGAUGAUAAAAGAGCCAUACUCUUACUGUGGAAAGAGCUCCAACAGCAUUUACAAUGUGCAGUGAUUGAUUUCCACUGUGAACCUCGGCAGUGGGAGCAAAAUCAGGUUUUCCAUCCUUGGAGACCAAAGCAGCAGACAGCUGCAUCAGGAAAUACUCAGAAACAGGGUGCAUUUUAUCAGAUGGCAAUCAUGACAGUAUCCGCCAAUGGACAGGAAUCAUAACAUCUAAACCUCCUGGCCGCCACAACAUCAUCCUCUGGACCACAAUGCAACUUUCGGUCUAAUUUUCAAGCCUCACAGCCUGGCUUUGAAGGAUGGGUGAUGGGCCUGUGACUGAUCCUGCCUGCCUGUGUCAUCCCACCCUUCAAUGGAGCCGCUGUGGAACUCCUCCCACACACCUCCACAGCCCUCAUCCAACAUGUCUGCCUCGUCUCUGCCAGAGGGCUGGGCUCUGUCCCAUUCGCUGGCCAUGCUGGCAAUGCUGCUAAUGGAUCUGCUGGCUGUGGUGGGUAAUGUGGCUGUUAUGGCGGUCAUUGCCAAGGCCCCACAGCUCCACAAGUUUGCCUUCGUUUUCCACCUUUGCGUGGUGGACUUACUGGCAGCCCUGGUGCUGAUGCCGCUCGGCAUGCUCUCAAGCCGAGCCUUCUUUGGGGAGGCUCUGUGCAGGAGCUACCUCUUUCUCAGUGUGUGCCUCGUCAGCGCUGCCAUCCUCUCGAUCUCUGUUAUCAAUGUGGAGCGUUAUUACUACGUCAUCCAUCCCAUGCGCUAUGAAGUGAAGAUGACUAUUGGCCUGGUGGCUUCAGUGCUAGUGGGGAUCUGGGUCAAAGCUCUGGCUAUGUCGGCUCUGCCGCUGGUCGCUUGGUUCCUGCAAGGUGGGAGACCUCCUCUUCUGGAGGGCAGUGUGGUUGGGGGAGGCGGAGGAGCGGUCCCAUCGCCCCCUGCUCAGGGUCACAGGCGCUGCUCUCUGCAUUGGACUGGGGGAGGAUCGAACCGCCUAGCCUUCAUGGUCCUCUUCACGCUGGUGUAUUUCCUGUGCCCACUACUGGUCAUUCUAGUUGUGUACUGCAACAUGUUCAAAGUAGCUCGGGUGGCUGCGAUGCACCACGGACCACUGCCUACCUGGAUGGAUACCCCUCGCCGUCAGCGAUCUGAGUCACUAAGCAGCCGUUCCACAAUGGUAACCAGCUCUGGGACUGGGAGUGGGACUGACAGAGCUACUCCACAGCGCCCCUUCGGGGGAGGAAAGGCUGCAGCAGUGUUGGCAGCAGUAGGUGGGCAAUUCCUUUGCUGCUGGCUGCCUUACUUUACUUUCCAUCUGUACUCGGCGCUGGCUGCCAGCCCACCUGCUACUCUGGCCUCUCUGGAGGAGGUGGUUACCUGGAUUGGCUACUUCUGCUUCACCUCCAACCCCUUCUUCUACGGCUGUCUGAACAGACAGAUCCGUGAAGAGCUAGGCAAGCAUCUGCCCUGUUUGUUUCGCAGAGCAGGGGUUGAAGUUGAGGACAGACUGCCAAGCCGCGAAGGCUCCAUAGAGGAGAAUUUUCUCCAGUUUCUUCAGGGCACCGGCUGUAACCUGGAUCCUCAAAACUCUCGCAGCACUUCCAGUCCUAAGGGGGAGGCCUGCUGCCCUGUAGCUCAGCCCCAGCCAGUGGAGCCAGCACAGCCAAUACCCAUUGAUUUCCGAAUCCCUGGACAAAUAGCAGAAGAAACUUCAGAGUUUAUUGAGAUUGAGCAGGUGAAAAACAACCAUAUACAUACAGACAACUGAGUUUUGAUUGUAUUUAUAUUCUGAAAACACAUCUGAAGAUAUAAAGUCUUUCAGGAAGUUUUUCAUUCACUCAUGAUAAAACUGUCUACCAGGCAGCUCAGCUCAUAGGACUUUAAACUGCAUCUUUAAAUCAUUGCACUUUGCUCCAUCAGGUUUUCAUCUUAAAAGAAAAAAAAAGUUAGAAGCAGUUAGAAUGCACUUGAAGUCAUUGCAUGUGAAAACAGAAGCUGCCACUACAUCUAAAAAAAUAAAUGGAUGGGAUUUAGCUGAAACACUCUGCUCAGUAAAUGACUCAUACUGAUUUAAUUUACCAUCUUUUUAAGUGUAAAACAAAAGCUUAAUUAGGAGGUUUGAUGCUAUGUCAGGACCUGAUCAAUUUACUGACUUAAAUGGCUCCUGAGUGUCCCUUUUAAUAUGAUAUUACAGUAAUAAUGCUGGCUUUCUCACAAAUAAUUGUGUUAUUGUGCCAUUACAUUUUGCUCCUGGAGAAACUGCCUUUAGCACCACAGACCAACUUUUUGAUAUCCAAAACUCUCGCAAGUCACUCGUAAUGUCAAAGACGGCAGCAAUAAAAUGCACAAAAUUGUAAGUGUUGAUUUGUUGACUGAAUUUCAUCAGUAGACAGUGCCAUUGCUAUGCUUAAUCCAGUCUACAUUAGAUGAGGAGGUGUGCAUAUUGUGGCCUAAUCUCUCAUGGAAUUGCCAAAAGCUAUUUACAGAAUCAAACGUUUUUUUCAAACACAUCUUUCUUUAAUGAUCAAAAAAGCAGGUCAGGUCUGAUUUGACUCAGCUUAUAACUCAUCUUUAGGCCUCCAAGCUUUCUACCAUGUAGUGAAUUUAUCAGUGUAUUUAGUUAUUAUAAAUCUAAAAAAAACAGUAUUGUUUUGAUGCAGUGCAUCAAAUUCACAUGAAUAUAUUCCUUACGUUGCUUAAUGUAGACCGUAUGUUAUGUUUAGUAAAACUGUAUUUUUGGGUUGUGUAUGCCACUCAGUGCGUGCAUUUUUCAUUCUUAUCUGUGGUAGUGAGCAUUUGUUAUAAACUUCGUGAGAAGGAGGCUGAUGUUUUACAAGUAUGCAGUAACUGCCUUUACGCGUCUUUCAGCUUUGGAGAUUUUUUAUUCUGAAAGAGAGUACGUUUAGUUUACCUUGACAGCUCUGCUCAUCAGGGUUAUUUUCAGUACCUCAGUGCAGGAAAUGCUAUUCUUUUAUAGUCAUGUGUGUACUUUCAGGUAUGAUUUCUGCACACUAACAUUUAAGGAGGCUAAAGUAGAGAGACUCUGUUUAGGUUUUAUUAGAAUUACGGGUGCAGACUUUAUGUUUUCAGUUUGACAACAUGUUCGAGUGGUAUUUUAUAGCAAACUGUAAAGAAUACAAUAUAUAUGAUAAAGUAUCAGUGGACAUUACUGACACAAAGCGUUUUUCUUAUGUAUCAUGGAAACAGGGUUUUUAAGGUACUUUUCUCAGAGGGACUUUUAGUGACAAUACCAAUCAAAAAUCAAUGUCUUGCUGAGCUCAACACUUUCUUCUCAUCAUGUCUGUAUAUCCCAAACUGUGAAUGAUGUUGAACAUUUGUGUUAGCACUUGCAUUUGUUCAGAGAUCAUUUUUAAUGCUGUGAUUAAAACAAAGAAUGACUUCCAUUGUACCUGCAACGAUAUGAAUGUGUUUAGAAAAAAA
Messenger RNA from Cololabis saira (Pacific saury), 3562 nucleotides. Its product is annotated as G-protein coupled receptor 61-like. The transcript is spliced from 2 exons. Gene Ontology annotation, biological process: G protein-coupled receptor signaling pathway. Lineage: Eukaryota; Metazoa; Chordata; Actinopteri; Beloniformes; Belonidae. Gene Ontology annotation, molecular function: G protein-coupled receptor activity. Bases 489 to 1889 code for a protein of 466 amino acids. Gene Ontology annotation, cellular component: plasma membrane; endosome; signaling receptor complex. The record is from RefSeq and is a predicted model, not a curated record.